AUGCUGCUCUUUUGCGUGCUACUCGUGGUGGCAAUUUCGGUCCGUGGUCAGCAGACCGCUUCAUCUCGUUUCCGUUACAGCAACGGGUAUUUUGUUCAAGGAGAACGUCAUCACUAUAUCCCAACGACGAGCCCGCGUCGAAUGGGACUUGUGGAAGGGAAGACCUGGCAGGACGUACACGCUGAUUUAGACGAGAAGCGGCGAGAUGGCGUCGAACUCAAGCUCGUUGUUUUCUUGCGUCAUGGAGAAGGCAUGCACAAUGUCGCAAUCGAGAAGUAUGGCAGCGACGCGUGGAAUACCUAUUAUUGCAAGCUACCAGAGUAUUUGGAUGCACCCUUGACAGCUAAGGGAGUCAAGCAAGCGGAAGAAUCAUCAAAAAGGCUCAAUGCCGAGAUUGACAAUGGUUUGCAACUCCAGCACGUGCUUCUUUCGCCGCUCGAGCGUGCGCUGCAAACAUUCACCAUCGUGUACCAGAACCAGACGACCAAGAUGAGCGUAAAACCAUUAGAAUUGCCUCGAGAGGUGCUGGGUGUCCACACUUGUGAUGAACGUCGUGCCAUCUCUGAGAAAAGGAUGCAAUACCCGGAGCUGGAUUUCAGUGGUUUUAGAUCCGAUGAAGAUCCAUGGUGGACUCCAGAUCACCGAGAAACGGAUGUCGAGAUUGAAGCCCGUGCAAUCAAGUUCCUGGGUCUCAUCUUUUCAAACACGUCGGCACAAAGUCUCGGUGUGGUUUCGCACAGUGUGUUUGGUGCUGCACUUCUGCGCGUGAUCGGGCAUCCUGAGUACAGCCUUGGGACGGCCGAAUUCUUACCACUUCUCAUUGAGAAAGUCACUACAAAGUAG
This is a messenger RNA of Peronospora farinosa, 843 nucleotides long. NCBI's taxonomy places the organism in Eukaryota, Oomycota, Peronosporomycetes, Peronosporales, Peronosporaceae. The record is from the annotation of a GenBank genome assembly.